This is a messenger RNA of Phytophthora infestans T30-4, 1860 nucleotides long. Its product is annotated as NAD-dependent epimerase/dehydratase, putative. Gene Ontology annotation, molecular function: lyase activity. Bases 1 to 1860 code for a protein of 619 amino acids. Lineage: Eukaryota; Oomycota; Peronosporomycetes; Peronosporales; Peronosporaceae. The record is from RefSeq and is a predicted model, not a curated record. The transcript has a single exon.
AUGUCCUCUAACAAGCUGUUCGUGUUCGGCCUGGGCUACUCUGCGUCUCGAGCCGCUCGCGCCUUUCACUCCCUCGGCUACUCCAUUUCAGGUACCGUUCGCUCCGUGGAGGCCGCGACGCAAUUGUCGCAAUCCGAUCCGGAAGUAUUCCGUUUCGAAGGAUCGGAGACUUUACCUCCAAACGUGUUCCUCUUCGACGGAGACAAGUGGAGUGACAGCAACGCGUUGUCACUCGAGGACGCACUUAAAGGGGUCACCCACGUGCUGGUGUCCGUGCCCACAGGGCGCGUAGACGGCCAGGAAGACCCCGUUCUGUCAGUUGUUGGGGAUCGCUUGAUCCGUGCCACGAAAGACUCGAUCCAAUGGGUGGGAUACCUGUCGACCAUUGGGGUGUAUGGAGAGACCAAUGGCGUUGUAGUAGACGAGUCAGCACCGGUCGGCUCAAUGGUUAAACGAUCGCAAAUGCGGAUCAAAGCCGAGCGAUUGUGGCUCGAUUCGGAACUUCCCACCCAUAUUUUCCGAAUUGCGGGAAUCUAUGGACCCGGUAGAGGAACGAUCACUAAAGUUCGAAGUGGAACGGCUUCGAGGAUCCACAUCCCGGGGAGGAAAUUCAACCGCAUUCAUGUCGACGAUAUUGUCCAAAUUUUACUAGCUUCGGCCGCUCGUCCGAAUCCCGGAGGGAUCUACAACAUGUGCGACGAUGAACCAGCCCCGGCGGAUGAAGUUACGGCCUAUGCGUGUGAGCUACUGGGCGUUCCUGUACCUCUGAGUCAGUCAUGGGAAGAGGCUGAGAAGAAUAUGAGUGCAAUGGCCAAGAGUUUCUAUGCCGAGAGCAAGAUUUGUGCCAAUCACCGGAUCAAAGAGGAACUGGGCGUUCAGUUACUGUAUCCGACAUAUCGUAAAGGUAUCCUAGCGCAGGUGUUGGAGGAGGAUAAACUGGCUAAAGGAGAGUCUACCAAUCCUAUCGUCUCUUCUACUCAACGUCUAGUGGUGCUGGUGAACAUCGGAUCUCUACGGGCCGAGCCGUACUUGGACCUGCGUCAGAUCAGCUUCCGACUGAGUCGUGCUCUGGGCCAACCAGUGGUGCCAUGCAGCUUCCGGUUCUCGAACCGUGUGGAUCCUCAGGAACUCAAUGGACUCAAAGCCAAGACGUUCGAGAUGGUGCUGACCGAGCAUCUGGCUACACGUGGCGAAGGUGCGAGCGACGUUGUCGUGCUCCCACUGUUUUUCGGGAACAGCUCGACGUUGACCGAGUUCUUGCCCAAGACGAUGAAUCAGGUAUGGGACUCCGUCUCGUCAACGUCCGCUGCUCUCUCGGUCCGUAUUGGUGGCUGUCUAGUGGACGGCCACGACACUCGUGUGGCUCAGAUUUUACUGGAACGUAUCCACGAAGCUGUGGACUUUGCGACAUUGCAGGAAGACGUGACGGUGCUUGUCGUGGAUCACGGUACUCCGAGUCGUGACGUGCAUGAGUCACGCGAGUUUGUAGCGAACGAACUGCGUGAGUUGCUGAAGACCAACCAGCGUGUGAAGCUCGUCGGUACUGCGUGUAUGGAGCGUCGUGAAGGUGCCGAAUACGACUUUAACGACCCUCUGCUGGCUGUAGCGCUGGAUCACUACAACGUGACUAAGGGGAUCGUUGUAUGUGCCAAAAUGUUCUUCUCCAAUGGCCGUCACGCGGGCGAGAAAGGAGACAUCGAAGAGAUCAUUAAGGACGUCCGUGCCAGACACACAGACGUGGACGUUCGCGUCACGGAGGCGCUUGGAACGCACGAGCUGUUGGCCGAGAUCUUGCAAGAUCGCUACCGUGCUGCGUUGUCCAAGGAGACGUCGGACUACACUCUCACACUGAGCAAGUAA